Paramecium sonneborni is the source of this 1519-nucleotide messenger RNA. NCBI's taxonomy places the organism in Eukaryota, Ciliophora, Oligohymenophorea, Peniculida, Parameciidae. The record is from the annotation of a GenBank genome assembly.
AUGUCUUAACUGAAAAAUCCAAAGAACUCUUCAAGAUAUUAGAAUAAUAUACAUAAUAACGAUCCUUAAGAACAACAAAUGAAUAACCAUCAAUCUAAGGUUCUAUCUGAAGAUUCACCUUUUAAUGUGUCAAAAAUAUUAAGAGCUAAACAAUAAUAAAGCAAUAUUUUUCAUCUUCCUUAAAAAGAUUAAAUCGAUUUUAAAGUUGUAUCUAACUAAAAUAAUGAAAGUAGUAUACAAAUUUAAUUUAGAACUACUACCUUAUGAUAUUUUUUGGUGGAAUAGUUAAAAUGUAAAAGAUAAAAAGAAAUCAGACUAACUGAAUAAUUAAAUUCAAAAUUCCAAAAUUAUUCAAAGCAGACCUCAAACAGGUGAUCAACAAAGAAUUCAAUCUGAAUAAAUUCCAAAUUAUUCUGAUUUAACAGAAGAAUAAUUUUUAUAAAUGUAACAGCAACAAUAUUAAUUAUUUUUAUAAUAACACAAUCAACAAUAAAAGUAUCAAUCUAAAUCACAAGAAUUAUAAAAUUUAUAAUAACAUAAUAAUUAAUAAUAACAAAAGGUAUAAUAAAAGCAAUAAAAUAACAAUAAAUAAUAACAAUAAACUAAUGAUAAUUAAAAGAGUGAAAAUAAUAAUCAAUAGAUGGAAACAGCAUCAUUUCAUGAGAAACCAAAAUCAGCUGAACCAAAGACUAAAUAGAAUGAAAAUUAUAUAAAGAAAUAAGAGAAAUAAUAUUAUAAAAAAGAAUAAAAAAAAUAAAUUGCAAAUUAAUUAUAAAAUCCUGAAAAAUUGUAUAAUAAAAUAAAUAAUCCAAAUAUAGAAUUGAAAUAAAGAAAUCCUAACUUUUCUGAUGUUUUGGGAAAUGGAUUGUAAAAAUAUUAUGAAUAGAGACCUUAAUAAAUAAUUGUUAAAAAAUCUCUUUAAGAUUAGUUAUAAGAGAGUGAAUUAUAUGGAGUAAAAUAUCAUUAAAGAUAAUUAUUAAAAGGUAUGAGUUCUUAAAUGGACACACAUAAAUAUUAUGAUUAAAUGUUAGAAUAGCAAAACUAGAAUUAUAUUAGAUUAUAGUAACCAAAAAGUUCUUCAAAAUCCCCAUAGAAUUCUCCUGGAAAAAUGCUUGAGAAAGAUGAAAAACUAUUUUCAAAAAGUGUUUAUACAGAAUUAACAAUUCGAGGAAUGGGGAAAGAAGUUCAUUGGGAAAAAUUGACAAAUCAAUUAAAUAUUAAUUAAAUGAACAUUGUAGAUAUUGAUGUUGUUAAAAAUAAGUAAGGUUAAAUCAAAUAGCAUAAAAUAAUAAUAAAACAUUUAGAUUCAGCAAAUUUAUAGGAUAUAAAAUAAUGGGUAGUUACUUAAGGAGGCAGAAUAGUUGAUGAAAAAUAAAUUAAUUAGGAAGAGUUUUAAAGAGUAUAACAACAAAAAGAAGGAUUAUCAAAUUAGAAAUAAUAGAAAGAAAAAGAAAAUUUGACAUAAAAAUAAAAGAAAAGACCAGCUAGUGCAAUGGCAAUCAAAAAAUAAAAAAAAUGA